Messenger RNA from Cimex lectularius (bed bug), 4397 nucleotides. It is a transcript of the gene l(2)gl, whose product is annotated as protein lethal(2) giant larvae. The transcript is spliced from 19 exons. Gene Ontology annotation, biological process: cortical actin cytoskeleton organization; regulation of protein secretion; regulation of establishment or maintenance of cell polarity. Gene Ontology annotation, molecular function: GTPase activator activity; myosin II binding; syntaxin binding. Lineage: Eukaryota; Metazoa; Arthropoda; Insecta; Hemiptera; Cimicidae. Gene Ontology annotation, cellular component: plasma membrane; cortical actin cytoskeleton; cytoplasm. The record is from RefSeq and is a predicted model, not a curated record. Bases 541 to 3879 code for a protein of 1112 amino acids.
UGUAAUACAUUUUUUGGUAUGGCUGUCCCGGAAAGGUGUCCUAGUCUGUACUUCUUGUUUGAUUACAUUUUUGUUUAUCCGUCUUUGAGUUUUUCUUUCGGUAAAAAUUUCCAGUUUGACUUAAGGUCAGCGUCGAAUUUUUAGACGCCGCUCCUCAGCCUUGUCGUCGCGCCCGCCUCCGAGCCGAGCCGCCGUUCUCUUUGUAAUAAUUUUCGUUUUGUCGAGCCUGCUCGGGCUGGUUGACGUAAGCAAGCAGAGGUGAGCGGAGGAAGAAGGCGUUGGCAUUUUUCCCAUUUUCCCACCGCUUUUCCGCGUUUUGACACGGCCCAACUCCCUUCUACGCCUUCGUUUUCCCUUUUGAGGUCUCGGAAAAGGGCCUUUUUCCAAUUUUCAUUCCGUUAACCGUCGGGACGUAACGGCGUAAAUAAUGUCACCAUCAAUUUGUCUAUUAACCUGUAUUACAUUCUGAAUUUUAUUCCCUUCGUUUAGUUUUUGAAAUUUUAAAGGAUCGUUUCCGUUUCUACAAGGUGACUCGCCAAAAUGCUUAAAUUCAUCCGAGGUAAAGGACAUCAGCCGUCUGCAGAAAGGCAGAAGCUCCAAAAAGAAUUAUUCGCAUUCAGAAAGACUGUACAGCAUGGCUUUCCAAAUAAGCCCACAUGUCUUGCGUGGGACCCAAUACUCCGGCUUAUGGCUGUUGGUACGGCCACUGGCGCAGUUAAAGUUAUUGGCCAGCCAGGUGUUGAAUUUUAUGGUCAUCAUUCAACUAACGAUCUAGCUGUGACAAAACUGAUCUUCAUUCCAAAUCAGGGUAGAGUAGUUUCUCUCUGUGAGGACAAUUCUUUGCAUUUGUGGGAAAUCAAUGGAUCAUCCUUGGAAGAAGUCAAAACACAAUCUCUUGAGGGAAAAUUAAAAAAGGUGUCAGCAUUAUGUUUAGAAGGAUCUUACGACCACCUUCUGCUUGGAACUGAAGGAGGGAAUAUUUAUUUGUUGAACCUCGCUUCUUUUCAAAUUCAGGACACAAUCAUAUAUCAAGAUGUUGUUAUGCAAAACGUUCGGGAAGAUUACAAGAUAAAUCCUGGGGCCGUGGAAUCGAUGGUUGUACAACCUGAAAACCCUGACCACCUUCUCAUCGGGUACACACGUGGUCUGAUGGUGCUGUGGAACAUGAAAACGCCCGCAGCCGUGCAGACUUACAUCAGCACACAGGGUGUUGAGAGUAGAACAACUGCCACAGUGCAAGCGCACACUAGCCCUCAAGGCGUGGAAUGCCUCUGCUGGAAGGACAGCCAGACUUUCAUUUCAUCCCAUAACGAUGGCAGUUAUGCUCAGUGGUCUGUCACUACUGGCAAGCAUAAAGGACUACACACAGUUUACGGCCCCUUUCCCUGCAAGCCAAUUACUAAAAUCAUUGCCACUGAGGAUGACAUGUUAAUAUUCAGUGGAGGUAUGCCCAGAACUGCAUACAGUGAUAGAAAUACAAUAUCUGUAGUGGCAGAGGAAAAGAAGCAGCAUGUGGUUUUUGAUUUUACUUCUAAAGUCAUCGAUUUUUUCGUUACACCAUCUGGCGACGAUACAAUUUUGGUUGUUCUUGCUGAGGAGGAAUUGGUUGCUUUGCAGUUGAAUGUGGAAAACACGCCGAUGCUGCCAUUACCAUACAUGGUAUCGCUCCAUGCUUCCGUUGUGACUUGCUCAAAUUAUAUAUCAGACAUUCCACAAACCCUUUGGGACGAUAUCAUCGCAGCUGGCAAAAAACAAAGCGUUGGACAAUUCUCAGAUGUAGCCUGGCCUGUCGAUGGAGGGAGACUUUUAGAAACAGAAUCAGAAGGCAUGGCAAAAAGGCGUGAUCUUCUUUUAACAGGUCAUGAGGACGGGUCUAUCAUGAUGUGGGAUGCCUCUUCUGUUGCAAUGGUUCCACUCUAUAAAUUCUCGUCUUCACGUCUCUUCGCUGGUGAAUAUGAUGAUGACUUACCUAGGGAAGCAGAUGUUGAUGAAUCGUGUGCAUGGACACCUUUUAAAAAAGUUGGUACUUUUGACCCAUACUCUGAUGACCCUCGCUUAGCAGUAAAGAAGGUUUACCUUUGUCCAGAAACAGGGGUUUUAGUGGUCGCAGGGACAGCAGGGCAUGUAAUAGUAGCCAAAUUGUCAACAGAUAAUGAACCGGAUGAAAUAAAGGUUACUACAAUGAACAUAGUAAGCAGCAGGGAUGAGUUUGUGUGGAAAGGCCAUGGAUCACUGAAAUUGCGCCCCACACCAAGGCCACCUCUACCCGAAGGAGGUGCUUUUGCAGUUACAUCCAUCCUGCAGUUACACCCACCUGCUGCUGUAACUGCACUGGCGGUUCACUCUGGUUGGGGGCUUGUUGCAGCUGGCACAGCCCAUGGCGUAGCCGUUUUCGACUUUGUCAAAGGUGCCCCUGUGAGUGUGAAAUGCACAUUGAACCCUCUUGAUAUGUCAGGAGCUGGUGAAGGACCGAUAUCAAGGAGGAAAUCUUUUAAAAAAUCUUUAAGAGAAUCUUUCAGACGUUUGAGAAAGGGCAGAUCUCAGAGAGGUGGUGAUAAACGGGGUGCGACAACUUCUUCAUCUGCCUCCCCGACAUCUGUCGCUUCUCCUACUAGCCCAAUGGAUGUCGAGACUAAACCUGUGGAAAGGGCUAUUGAAGCUAGGCCUGUUGAUGAUACACUUGGAUCAAUGGUGCGUUGUCUUACAUUCGCAAGGACGUACAUUAUAAGCAUGCAAAAUCAAACUCCAACUCUAUGGGUUGGUACCAACAAUGGAACUGUUUAUAUAUUCGCAAUAGCGAUACCUGGAGGGGCGAAGAGGAGUGAGGAUAACGUCAUAUGCCAGCUAGGAAAGGAGAUUCAGCUUAAGCAUCGUGCACCAGUUAUCAGUGUUGCGAUCAUCGACGGACAUUCCAAUGCUGUUGAAACUAACCGUCUUGGAGACCGACCACCACCGCAUAGGGUUGUCAUUUGCAGUGAAGAACAAGUUAAAAUAUUUUCUGUGCCACAGCUAAAGCCUGUAUGCAAACUUAAGCUCACAGCAGUUGAAGGAGCUAGACUGAGGAGGACGAUUCUAGCAUUAUUUCUUGCAGGAACUUCACACUCAGAAACUUGCCUUCUCUGCCUUACUAACCUUGGAGAUUUAAUUGUACUUAGUCUUCCUGACUUAAGACGACAAAUGAAUGCUGCUGUUAUUAAAAAAGAAGAUAUCAAUGGGAUAUCAAGCCUUUGCUUCACCGAACGUGGGGAAGCUCUGUACCUCCAUUCUAGUUCAGAACUUCAGAGAGUUUCUGUUUCGGCCUCGAGGGUGACAGUUGCCAGAUGUAAAGUGGACCUCCCACCUGGUACGAGAAAACAAGCCGAGGACACCGUAAGCAAUAAGUCAAGUGAUUCAUCGUCAUCUUCGGAGUCUUCAAGUUCCAGCUCUUCCUCUUCAUCUGCAGACUCUCAGAAGCAUCACUCUGCAGAUGACAAAGAAGAAGACAAAUCAAAUGAAAAGGUCGAGAUUAAAGAAAACGGAGUCUCUGAUACGACGAGUUCGCAUGACCUUUCCUGCGUCGGUGACAUCACUAUCGACUCGGUGAAGGAUCAUUUGGCCAAGUCAGUUCUGCAAAACAACAUGAACAACACAAGCACUGAAGAGAGUACAGAAAUAAUUAAAAAUGAAACUAUUAAAGUUGAAUCUUCACAUACAACCAAAACAUCUACUACUAUUGUCACAUCUACAACUGCAUCAGUGACUCAGCAAUUAAUGAAUUCAUCUAUAUCCGCUGAAACUAAUUCUGAUGACGAGGACAGCCAGGAGGCCACGCCAGUUCAGGUUCGUAAAGCUCCUUUAGCAAAGAUGGAAGACUUGGAUGCAGAUGCGUCUACAGUUUGAAAAUGACAUUUUAUCAGAGUUUUAUUUAAAUUUUUAACUUGAUUUCCUACUGAAAUUGUUAAAUGAAUUUAAAAGUAUAAGCUUACCCAUUUUCCACUUACUAAUAUGUACAUAAUUUAAAAAAAAAAGAAAAAAAUGAAGAAGAGGUUCAGAUGGUUAACUUUGGGAGUGACAAUAUGGCUUAUUUUUAAACGUUUUAUCUCAGUUGUCCCUCAUAAAUAAAUGAGAGGUGUUAAGAGAAAUGUGGUCCAAUUUUUCUACUUGAUUUUAGGUUAGAGAACAAAUCAUAUUUAUAAAAUGUUGACUUUUUUAUAUUUAUAUAAAACUACCCUUACUAAAUUAAAUUGCAAUUAAUUUAUUUUUCUUUUUAUAAAAAUAAAUUCAAAACUGCAAAAGGUGGAGGAAACUAAUUUUUAAGGAACAUAAUAUGUACUUAGUUAUAUACACUUUUAUUUAAAAAAAUAAAAUAAAAGAGUGCCUGAUAAAUAUAUAACAAAAAUAUAUAAAUUUGUAUUUUC